Messenger RNA from Mytilinidion resinicola, 1645 nucleotides. RefSeq lists its product as uncharacterized. Gene Ontology annotation, cellular component: extracellular region. The record is from RefSeq and is a predicted model, not a curated record. The annotation marks the transcript as partial. The transcript is spliced from 5 exons. Lineage: Eukaryota; Fungi; Ascomycota; Dothideomycetes; Mytilinidiales; Mytilinidiaceae.
CAUGCUGUUCCCUCGUGCAGUGCUCAGCGUCCUCGCUCUCGCGUCAUGCGCUUUUGCCCAUGAGAUGGCGGUUGAUGCUGUGAAAGAUGCUGAGCUUUACAAAUCGGGCAAGAUGCAUGAGAUGAUCAUGGCAAAGAAAUUCGUACGUCCCUAUUACAUCUUCGUUUUCUCUAAAGCCGCCGGCGCAUAUAAAUCAGAGCAGUACCCGGAACUCGGCUUCGUUCCAUGCAUAGACGGUCUCGCAACCGCCAUCAAAGGAGACGCAAACAACACCUUCCGAUGUGACAAUGUCGAUUUAUAUCAUUUCCUCAGUCACUCCGCUCUCGGUAGCACAACAGGCGAAGGCUCUUCCUCCUGGGGCUGGACAUCAGACGACGGCCGCGAGUUCAUUGCCUUCGGUCAGGCUGAUGGCGCGGCUUUCAUCGAGAUUUUGCCAGAGGGCAAGAUGAGCUAUCUCGGCCGUCUGCCGACGUACUCGGUCAAUGCGAUUUGGCGUGAGAUCAGGGCGUACAAGCACUACAUGGUCAUCGGUAGCGAAGCCCAGGGGCACAACAUCCAGAUUUUUGACAUGAAGAAGCUCUUGACUAUUGACCCUAAGAAGCCUGUUACAUUUGACAAAGAGAAAGACUGCACCGGUAUCUUCAAGGACUUGCCUUCCGGCCGUUCUCACACCGUCAGUAUCAACGAGGCUACUGGAUUCGCAUACGCCAACGGCGCCGCCCCUCGCACUUCCGCCUGCAAAGCUGGCCUCAUCGCCAUCGACCUCUCCGACCCAUCCAACCCAACAUCCCCAGGCUGCGCCUCCGAGGACGGCUACGUGCACGACGCCCAAUGCGUCGUCUAUAACGGCCCCGACACGGCGUACAACGGCCGCGAGAUCUGCUACGGCUACAACGAGGACACACUGACCAUCUACGACAUGACGGACAAAACCGCCCCCGCCAUCCUCUCCCGCACCUCGUACACGGGCGCCUCGUACACGCACCAAGGCUGGCUCCUCGACGCCACCUACCAAGAAUACCUCCUCAUGGACGACGAGUACGACGAGUACGACGGCGCCGCGCCCGCCGCCGACGGCCACCCGGUGACGUACAUCUGGAACAUCGCCAACCUGAGCGCGCCCGUGCAGACGGGCUACUACAAGUCCUCGGCCUACUCGAUCGACCACAACCAGUACAUCAAGGACGGGGUGUCGUAUCAAAGCAACUACGGUGCCGGGCUCCGGAUUUACGAUGUGAGUAGUAUUCCGCGGGAUCCGACGGGCGGGGGGGUGAAGGAGCUGGGGUUUUUCGAUGUGUAUCCUGAGGAUGAUGGGGAGGUGAAUGGGGGGGUGAUUGAUUUUGUGGGGAGCUGGAGUAGUUUUGCGUAUUUGAAGGAGUAUGUUUUCGUGAAUACGAUUGAGCGGGGGGCGUUUUUGGUGAAGAGGACUAGUACUUCUUCUGGAGGUAAUGGCACACGGAAGGGGUAGAGAGAGAGAGAGAGAGAGAGAGAGAGAGAGAGAGAGAGAUGGGGUGGGCAUAGGAAGGAUUAUGGGAAGCUUUGGAUGCAGGUACGUGGGAAGUGGCUAAAGUUUCGCGGUAAAUGUUAGAUAUAAAUUGCGUGGCUACUUCUCAGGGCCGUAGACUGCGUGCCGCAUAAACGCCCU